AUGCAGUCAAUACCAACGGGACGACAGAACAAUAUCUUGGAGGUCAUUCGGUUCAAGCAAGAAGCACUUGAUACCCCCAUUUCCGCCUCUUGGGGUGCGUAUUCCUUUGGCAAGAGAAUUGUCGCCUUGGGGUACCGUAGCGGGUACAGCCAAAAUGUUACGAUUCGGGGCUGUCGAAGAUGGGCACUUAUGGAAGCAGGUACUGCUGACGUAUUCAAAGACAAGAAGCAUACCGAGACAGCAAGAAUGAAAUUUGCUGGCCAGAUGAAACGAGAGACGUUUGGAAGAUCAUAUGCCCAUCCUUUGAGUGAGAUCGAUAGGCCUGCUAACUUUCUCGGAAUUGCAAGUCGUGAGGGGCAUAUCCAGAACCGGCGUGGUAUGGGAAUAUAUCAAAGCUUUGACGCUUGCUAA
This is a messenger RNA of Penicillium manginii, 411 nucleotides long. RefSeq lists its product as uncharacterized. Bases 1 to 411 code for a protein of 136 amino acids. NCBI's taxonomy places the organism in Eukaryota, Fungi, Ascomycota, Eurotiomycetes, Eurotiales, Aspergillaceae. The transcript is spliced from 3 exons. The record is from RefSeq and is a predicted model, not a curated record.